ACAGGCAAGCAGCCGCACAAAGCAAGAACUCGCCUGGAGGAGGAGGGCGGGCAGGAGAGAGGAAGGUUGUUGCAGCAUCGAGGGCUCUAGGAUCUCCCCUGCAUACACACCACGCACACGCGCGCACACAUCAACACACGUGUCAUCCAGCCCAAGGGUCCCUGUCCCUAUUCCUCAAUAAAGAUAACUACCACCCCGAGGCACACGAUGGGAGCUCCCACGGAGCUGGUUUUCAUCUCAUUAGCCAUCAUCACCUUUACGGGGUGGUGCCCGGCAUAUGGUACCAUAAGGAACUAUGGGCCAAUCUUUGAAGAUCAGCCAGUCAACACCCUCUUUCCUGAAGGCUCAACAGAAGAGAAGAUAAUUUUGGCUUGUCGAGCAAGAGCCAGCCCUCCUGCAACUUACAGGUGGAAGAUGAAUGGCACAGAAAUGAAGAUGGAGCCGGAUACCCGUUACAGGCUGGUUGGGGGCAACUUGGAGAUAAGCAACCCAGUCAAAGCCAAGGAUGCUGGGUCUUACCAGUGCCUGGCAUCUAACCCCAUGGGCACGGUUGUGAGCCGAGAAGCCUACGUCCGCUUUGGCUUUUUGCAGGAAUUCUCCACAGAAGAGCGAGACCCCGUGAAGAUUACAGAGGGCUGGGGGACGAUGUUCACCUGCAGCCCCCCUCCACAUUACCCAGGCCUGUCCUAUCGAUGGCUCCUGAACGAGUUUCCCAACUUCAUCCCAGCAGAUGGAAGGCACUUUGUCUCCCAGAUGACAGGAAACCUUUACAUUGCCAAGACAGAGGCGUCAGACCUGGGCAACUACUCCUGCUUUGCCACAAGCCACAUCAACUUCAUCAGGAAGAGUGUCUUCAGCAAGUUUGCCAGACUCACCCUUAUUGCGGAGGAUGCCAGACAGUAUGCACCCAGCAUUAAAGCCAAGUUCCCUGCCGACACCUACGCUCUGGCUGGGCAGCUGGUGACUCUGGAGUGUUUCGCUUUUGGAAACCCCGUCCCUCGGAUAAAGUGGCGAAAGGUGGACAGCUCACAGCCCUCCAAAUGGAUCUCCAAUGAGCCCCUCCUGCAGAUCCAAAACGUUGACUUUGAAGAUGAAGGCACUUACGAGUGUGAGGCUGAAAACGCUAAGGGAAGAGACACCUACCAGGGUCGCAUUAUUAUUCAGGCUCAGCCGGAGUGGCUGAAGGUGAUCACAGACACAGAAGCAGACAUUGGAUCUGAUCUACGCUGGAGCUGUGCAGCAGCUGGCAAGCCACGGCCUACGAUCAGAUGGCUCCGUAAUGGGCAGCCGUUAACCUCUCAGAACCGCAUCGAAGUGAGCAGCGGAGAGCUGAGACUUUCCAAGCUGGCCCUGGAAGACUCUGGCAUGUAUCAGUGUGUAGCUGAGAACAAACACGGCACGGUGUAUGCAAGUGCUGAAUUAACAGUGCAAGCCUUAGCGCCAGAUUUUCGGCUAAACCCCGUGAAGCGGUUGAUACCAGCAGCCCGAGGUGGGGAGGUCAUCAUCCCGUGCCAGCCAAGAGCAGCACCAAAGUCCAUUGUGCUCUGGACCAAAGGAACUGAACUCCUGAUCAACAGUAGCAGGGUGACUAUUACCCCAGAUGGCACCUUGAUCCUCCGGAAUAUCAGCAAAUCUGAUGAGGGGAAGUAUACCUGCUUUGCUGAGAAUUUCAUGGGAAAAGCCAACAGCACAGGAAUCCUCUCAGUUCGAGAUGCCACCAAAAUCACCCUGGCACCAUCUAGUGCAGACAUCAACUUAGGCGAAAACAUUACCCUGCAGUGCCAUGCCUCCCAUGACCCAACUAUGGACCUAACCUUCACCUGGUCCCUGGAGGAUUUCCCCGUUGACUUUGACAGGUCUGAAGGGCACUACAUGAGAGCUAGCAGGAAAGAGGCUAUUGGGGACCUCGCCAUCCUGAAUACUCAGCUGAGGCACUCCGGGCUGUACACAUGCACAGCCCAGACAGUUGUGGACAGCGCAUCUGAGUCGGCCAUGCUGGUCGUAAGAGGACCUCCGGGGCCCCCUGGGGGCGUGGUGGUGGUGGACAUCAGCGACACCGCCAUCCAGCUGAGCUGGAGCCGUGGCUUCGAUAACCACAGUCCUAUUGCCAAAUACAUCAUCCAGGCCCGUACCCUACUCUCCAACAAAUGGAAGCAAGUGCGCACCAAUCCUGCAAAUAUUGAGGGCAACGCAGAGACGGCCCAGGUGGUGAAUCUCAUCCCCUGGAUGGACUACGAAUUCCGGGUCCUAGCCAGCAACAUCCUUGGAGCUGGGGAUCCUAGUGGGCCCUCCAGCAAAAUCCGCACCAAAGAAGCUGCCCCUACUGUGGCACCAUCUGGGCUCAGUGGAGGAGGAGGGGCCCCCGGUGAGCUCAUCAUCAACUGGACGCCAAUGCUGCGGGAGUACCAGAACGGGGAUGGUUUUGGAUACAUCCUGUCAUUCCGCAAGCAAGGCACCCAGGCGUGGAAGACUGCACAAGUGCCCCACCCAGAAUCCCAGCACUACGUUUACCGCAACGAGAGCAUCGGGCCCUACACCCCAUUUGAAGUGAAAAUCAAAGCAUACAACAGGAAGGGGGAGGGACCGGAGAGCCUGACUGCCAUCGUGUACUCUGCAGAGGAAGAACCAAAAGUGGCUCCCUCCAGGGUUACAGCCAAGGCCGUUUUGUCCUCGGAAAUGGAUGUGUCGUGGGAGCCGGUUGAGCAGGGAGACACAAAUGGAGUCCUGCUGGGCUAUGAGAUCCGGUACUGGAAGGAUGGCGAUAAAGAGGCAGCAGCAGACAGAGUGAGGACAGCAGGUCUUGUCACCUCAGCUCACGUGACAGGCCUGAACCCCAACACAAAGUACCACGUGACAGUCAGAGCUUACAACCGGGCUGGAACGGGGCCAGCCAGUCCCUCUACCAACAUCACAACAACAAAGCCACCCCCAAAGAGGCCACCUGGUAACAUCUCCUGGACAUUUUCCGGCUCCAGUGUCAGCGUCAAGUGGGACCCUGUGGUUGCAAAGGCGAACGAGUCCACUGUUACUGGGUACAAGAUGCUCUACCGGCAGGACUCGCACUCCACUCCCACACUGUACCUGGCCAGCAAGAACCGGAUUGAGAUCCCAGUGCCUGAAGACUCCACUCACGCUCUGGUGCAGAUUAGGGCAACGGGGCCAGGAGGAGACGGAGUCCCAGCAGAGGUUCACAUCCUCAGAAAUGGCGGCACAAGUAUGAUGGUGGAAAAUUCUGCAGCCAAUCCAGCACCGCAUACUGUCAUUAUUAUGACUAACUCUCUAGUAAUGUUGGCUCUGAUUGGCUACUUGGAGCUCUGAUGCUGGCCAAUCCAAUUGAGGAUCACUGGACACAAUUUCUCCUAAGCCUGCGUGGAACUAUUCGACAUUUGGCCAUUGCAACUACAAGUUUGUGCCACAAGAGCGCUACAAAAAGGGGGUUUGUCAAAAUCAACGUAAGGGGGGAACAAACAAAAGAAACACCCAUUUUUUUAGAAAAUAGAACAUUUCAUACAAGACCUGGGUCUUUAACCAAUCCAAGAUUUUUUUAAAAGAAAAAACAAAACACAAAGAGGAAGAAUUCUGUGUGAAUUCUGGGAGCCAGCUGUUUUAUGUACUUUAUCCAGUAGGUUUAUUGCCUUACGAAGCCAUGUACGAAAAUAACCAGACUGCUAAACUAGACUUUUUUUUUUUAAUAUGUACAUUAGCUUUUGAGGGGAAGGAUUUCAAUGAUAUCAGCAUGCUCCAUAUCAUCCCCACAGCCACCUCUGAACUGACAGCUCUGGUGUUCAAAGAUAACGGAGAAUAUUAUUGGAAGAGCUUUUCCCAGAUGCUGAGCCAAAUCAGCUAUUUUGCAGCAACCAUCUCAAGGAGAAAAAGCCUCAAGAGAAAGGAAUCUCUGUGCCCUGCCCUAUCCUGAAGGAGAGGGAAGAGCUUAGUACUUAGGUAGUAAAAAAGAAAGAGAUAAUAGAUCAUAGGUGAAGUGGAAAUUGUUUUAAUUGCCUCUUACUAGCAAUGCUGGGGCUGACUUGCAAUCCUGUACAACAGGUCACCCUGGCUGUUAUGAUAAGAGGUGCAACCUUCAGUAUUACCCACAUCCUGGGAUUGUUUUGUUGUUGUUGUUUUCCCUUUGGGUGUUUGUUUGUUUUAACACACACUUUUCUCGAAUCUCAAAUUUGGGGAGAUAGAUCCAGCCUAUUAAAGCGAUUUCAGAGGAAUUCAUCUUCAGCUCACAGAGUGGGGUCUUAAAGGGGGCAUGAUUCCCAUCUAGCCGAAUAUUAGCCCUGCCCCACAGUUGUGAGAUCAAGGUCUAACCAGUGAGUGAGUCUGGCUUUUCACAUGCAGGAUGCACACAGCCAGCUAACGGAGGGAUGGGAUGCUCAUGUGAUGGGAUGCUCAGCUGUUUCAGCAACCAGUCUGGCUGAGAAAAGUUUGUUGCUUUGCAAAUUUGUAAUGCCAGAAGUUUGACGGUGAAAAGAUUGCAUGUUCAGAGUAAUCCAUAACCUGAUUCGCUGCGCUCUCUGGUGUUUCCCAGGCUGUCUUCGGGGGUACUUGCCCAUAUCUUCUUUCUUCAUAACUGAUGGUAUUGCUUACCUGACCAACCUUAUUCUAUAAUUACCUAACCAGGAGAUUACAUUUGCCACACCAUGCAAUGGGAAGGAGGAGGACUGAAAUACAGUUUCUGUGCUAGGAACCCAGUUCCUUGUCCUCUCCAGUUUUGCUGAGAAUGAACCAGUGAGGCUAGUUGAGGAAUCUUGUUAUGACCCUCUGCCAUCCACGCAUGCCCUCCUGCAAUAACUGUACGGAACUGAUCCAUGAUGGGCCUGCAGAUUUCAGUGCUGGGAUCUCUCUGGAGGGAGUAAUAGCACCGUAUCAGCAUUAGAAGCAAUUCCUUCCUCUUGCCUGCUAAAUUCUUCACAAAACUUACUAGACAAAAUUCUGUUAAAACUUUACAAGAAUGUAAGAGGUUUCGGAAUAGCUACUACCAAUGGUAUAAGGGUAUUCGAAUCCCAGCUACAUGCUGUAAAGGGACUCUGGCAUCCCAGCUACCAGCAUCAUUGAGCCUACUGCUUCUCAGAAGGCUACGUAUCUUCAUAAAAUGCCUCUGAGAGGCACUAGCACUGCAAGUUUCCCAUGAGACUCGAAAGUCAUUAUCUAUGGUGAGAAAAUACUAUACUUGACUUAUAAGAUGGUAGAGUAUACCACGUACUGUCCUCUCAAUGCAUAAGGGUUUAUACAGGUCAAUACCCCAAGUAUUAAGAUCAGAAGACACAUCUGGUUUAAGGGCAGAUGUUCAAAGGCACAAUGGGAAUUAGGAGCCCAACAGACUUCAGUGCCUUUGAACAUCUCCCCAUUAAAAUCUAAGCCUGACCCUGCCACUAUUGGUGUAUCCAGAUCUGCCACUGAAGUUAAGGGGAGUUUUUAGUGUGGAUCUGAAGUGAAGUAAAUUUCCACAAAUAUAUGGGGCCAGAGCCUGAGCUCGUGUAAACUGGCAUAGCUCCAUGGACUCCAAAGGUCAUCUUCUAAUUUGCAGUAGCUGAGUCCCAAUCCAGCCCAUUGGAUCUGUAUCCACAGCUGUUGUUCAGACAAAGGAAUUUUGUCCAUGAGUAAGGACUGAAGGGUUGGGCUCAUGUCUUUAAGGGCAGCAUAUUUUGUAUAGACUGGGGAAGUGAAAUUAAUAUCCAGCAUCUAGAGCCCAAUUCUGAGUAUCCACACUUUCCUUGGACUCUCAGGAUCAAACCACUGCUAAAGAAUGUUUCACAGAAUGAUUGUGAAAACUUAGGGGCCUGGGGAAGGCUUUAAGACUCCAGGUCAUUUCCUUCUGGAUUUGUAGCAAAACUGAUUUUCUCCUGAAGAUUGCUAACUGGAUUUCCUCCCCCCAUCCUUGCUGGUUCAUAAACUAUGCAGAUGGUGCCCAGAGACUAGGGUCUACAUUCUGUCUGGCCUUCACAGGAUUGUGCAGUGAGGAUGGAAGGGGGCUGGUAAGGAGAGGAGGGACCAAAUAGCCCCCACCCUUCCUUACACAGUCUGUGUAAGGUUUGGCCAGAAUUGCAACCCUUAAGCUAGAAGGAACACAAGCGCUGCUAUUGCUAUCAUUCCUCCAGGGACCAGAAGGGAUGGAAAGUAGUACAGCCGGUGGGCCAACUGGGGAGUAUGCCGCAGCCCUUAAAUUGAUCUACAAAGCGCAAUUAGGGGGCUCCAGGAGAUAUUCUGUUUCCAGUGCUCCCCAUGGGGUGAUGUGGGCUGUGACUAAACACCACAGUCGCCCUCAGUGUCAUAGAGGGGUCAGGGAUGGCUUGCACUAGCUAAUCAUUUUUAAAGCUAUUGUGUGUCCUGGGUCUUACUGCGCAUUUAGGAGCUUAGGUACGUAAAUCCCUGCCCAUGUAAAGGAGUUAUUCCCGGCAGCAUAUACUAGGGAGAUCCCAAUACAAUUGCAUAGCAUCUGUCCUACACACCAUUACAACAUGCUUUCUGGCAAGAGGGGAAGUACACCAGCAGAAUCCCUACAUGAGAAGCCAUGCACCGAGAUGAAGAAUGGGUGUUAAUAUAUUUGGCAAAUGAGAGAAAAAUAUGGAGAGGUGGAGGAGAGAGGAAAAAUCCAAUGGCAUGGAAAAUUGCUAAACAGUUAGAAUGAGAGACCAGACAAGAGACGGAUAACUUCCCCUCUCUUGGUUUCCCCUACAAAUACAAUCACUGAGAGAAACCAAGUGAAGGGCAGUGAGUCAUACCAGUAAUAUAGGAGAAAUGACAUACACAGACAGGGGCAGCUCUAGACAUUUCGCCGCCCUAAGCACGGCGGCAUGCCGCAGGGGGGCGCUCUGCUGGUCGCCGGUCCCGCGGCUCCGGUGGACCUCUCGCAGGAGUGCCUGUGGGGGGUCCGCUGGUGAGCCGCGGGAUCAGCAGACCCUCCGCAGGCAUGUCGCCGAAGGCUGCCUGCCUGCCGCCCUCCCGGUGACCGGCAGAGCACCCCCUGUGGCAUGCCGCCCCAAGCACGCGCUUGGCAUGCUGGGGCCUGGAGCCGCCCCUGUACACAGAGUAGAGGGAGCUGAUCUUAGGCCUUGCCAUCACUAAAAACGUAUAUUUUUUUAUCUUGGGAUGACUAACACUCCUGAGGUAUCCCAAGGUAAAAACACAGUGGAGACAAGGCAUUUAGAAUUACCAUGAGGUAAACAUGAGAGGUCAGCCCCUGAAAGGGGUACAGGACUACUCGCCAUACGGUAAAACUAAAGUGUUUUUACAUUGGAAUAGCUCAUGCGUACCAGUUAUCCCAUGGUUAUCAAUGUACCUUUUCUAGCAGUGAAAACAAGGCCAUAGCCUCAUAGGAUCCCUGCUCAUCGCUGCCUCGGUUUAAUUAUGCAGCUUGAAUUUCUGCACCAUAAUCUAUUUAGCAACGAAUUACCUUCUGGUUCCCCCUAGUGGAUUGUUACAGUGUUUAUGAAUGACAGCUGUUGUCUAAAUAUAAAUUAUUAUAUCUAUAUUUUUGUACAUUUUGUUUAAAAAUCUGAACCUAUUUUAAUGAUGUGUUUCUUUUGCUUUUGUUUUGCAAAUUAUUGUGUGUUGUUAAU
Messenger RNA from Mauremys mutica (yellowpond turtle), 7562 nucleotides. It is a transcript of the gene CNTN2, whose product is annotated as contactin 2. The transcript has 23 exons. The record is from RefSeq and is a predicted model, not a curated record. Gene Ontology annotation, biological process: cell-cell adhesion; brain development. Lineage: Eukaryota; Metazoa; Chordata; Testudines; Geoemydidae. Gene Ontology annotation, molecular function: cell-cell adhesion mediator activity. The coding region runs from base 208 to 3318 and encodes 1036 amino acids.